Molecule: messenger RNA, 3000 nt
Organism: Botrytis fragariae
Lineage: Eukaryota; Fungi; Ascomycota; Leotiomycetes; Helotiales; Sclerotiniaceae
Product: putative glycosyl hydrolase protein
Exons: 7
Coding region: 1-3000 (999 amino acids)
Biological process (GO): carbohydrate metabolic process; protein retention in ER lumen
Cellular component (GO): membrane
Molecular function (GO): ER lumen protein retrieval receptor activity
Source: RefSeq, a predicted model, not a curated record
AUGCCACUUUUCGGUCGCCAUCAAGAGGAAUAUGAGCCUGAGCCAGUCGUGGAAGAGCCCAAGCGAAGCUCAUCUAUCUUCCAUCGUAACCGUGCCGAGUCUAUCUCACAAUCUGAACGUUCCAUGUCCACCGUCUCCUCCACUCCAUCUCACAGUAGUCGCAAUCGCGGGUUCUUACACAAGAAUCGAGAAGCUCAAGACCCAGUUAUCGCAGCUGCGGAGCAAAGAAUCAUUAAUGCUGAACAAAUGGAGAGAGAAGCCGACAGAGCAUUGAUCAAUGCUAGAGAGGCGGUGGCAGAAGCAAGAGAACAUAUGAGACAACUUAAGUUGGAGAUGGAAGCACAGGCAAAAGCAUUGAAGGUUCGACAAGGACAAGCGAACAAUAUUUACAAGAGAGCCAAACCUCUUGGUCACGAUGCUGUGCGACAAAAUGAUUUGAUUCAACGACCACUUACGAAUAAUGAAGAUAUCACCAUCAAUGGGAGCCCUCAAAAGCCCAGCCAGCCUGGAGAUACAAAAAUUCUACCGGCAAUGUUAAGCGCGCUGGACGUGCUACAAGAAGACUACUUUGCGACAUGGCAAGGCAUUUAUCCAACAGGAAUUGAUUGGACAUCUGCAGUGAUUGGCACUUACGUUGCUGGUGCACUCACCACUAUUACCAAGUCCUUUUCUGAACUUUCCUUGCCAAAAACGAACGAGAACAUCAUCAAUAAAUACUUUACUGAAGUAAUUGGGUUUUAUUUUGGCCAGGAUGCCUUCUCUCUACGGCAGCAAGCCUAUGAUGAUAUGUUAUGGGUAGUUCUUGGUUGGUUGGAUACCGUCAAGUUCAUUGAUUUGCACUCUGAAUUACACUAUUCAAACGAUUCUCAACCAGAAUGGUACGGACAACAAUACAAACCUGCAUUUGCCCACCGGGCGCGAUUAUUUUGGGAAUUGGCAUCGCAAGGAUGGGAUACUACUCUCUGUGGUGGUGGGAUGAUAUGGUCUCCAUAUCUUACUCCAUACAAGAACGCAAUCACCAAUGAACUCUACAUCGCAGCUUCGAUAUCGAUGUACCUAUAUUUCCCUGGAGAUGACAAUCAAUCCCCAUUUAUUCUUUCCAACCCGACAUAUCCACCUCGCGAUCCGAAAUAUCUACAGGCAGCUGUUGAUGCUUACAAAUGGCUGAACGGUUCAAAUAUGACGGAUUUGCAAGGAUUGUAUGUCGACGGAUAUCAUAUCUCGAAUCUUUCUGGCGGUGACAACACCCAUUGCGAUUCUAGAAAUGAAAUGGUAUAUACCUACAAUCAAGGCGUUUUACUUACUGGACAACGUGGUUUGUAUGACGCGACCGCCGCACGAUCAUACCUUGUGGAUGGCCAUAAACUUAUCGCGAAUGUUAUUAAUGCCACAGGCUACGAUCUGAAAGACAAUGUUGCCAUCUCACCGCCACCCAAAGAUGGUUCCGCAUUGGCAAAGUGGUUUGGUCUUGGUAGAAAUGGAAUACUGGAAGAAGGAUGCGAUUCAAGUGCUUCGUGUUCUCAAAAUGGACAAACUUUCAAAGGCAUAUUCUUUCAUCAUUUGAUUGCAUUUUGUAGUGAUUUGCCACGGGAGCCUAUUGCAGGGACGAAAGAGAGUUUAGAACUCGACAGAGAGUGGCAUUCUGACAAAUGCUCAAAGUAUACAAAAUGGAUCAGGCGAAAUGCCGAAGCUGCAUUAAGUACCAAGAAUGAAGAAGGGAAAUUUGGUAUGUGGUGGGGUGUACCGGCUACUCAGAGUUCAUUCGCAGACUAUACACAGAAUCAGACAUCGGGUGACUCUGUAGACUAUCGAAAUACCGGAGUUCCAAAGAAUGCCGAAUGGAGAGGAGAAGAAUACCCCAAAGAAGCGAAAGCAAGCAAGACUAGAGCAGGUGUAAAUAACGAUAGUGGGGUAGAAGAUCCCAAUGAUCGAGGUAGAGGAAGAACUUUCUUCCGCAUUCUAGGAGAUAUCUCCCAUACUCUUUCAAAAUGUAUCCUCAUAUUCGCUAUUCACCGUAACUCUUCUGCGGAAGGUGUCUCCCUCAUAACCCAAUCUCUCUAUGCCCUCGUCUUCAUAACCCGCUACCUGGAUCUCUUCUCUGGAAUUUUCAUCCUCUGGAAUUUCGUCCUCAAAGUCUUCUAUAUAGGUUCUUCUCUCUAUAUUCUCUUUUUGAUGUUAAGAGUGUAUGCGAGAACGAGGGAAAGAGAAAAGGCUUGGAAACUUGGGGGAUUGUGUUUUGUGGGAAGUGCGGUAUUGGCACCAAUUGCGAUGAUGAUUUUUGAGAGGAAGUAUGGUUGGGGUUUUAUGGAGGUCCUCUGGGUCUUCUCCAUUCUUCUCGAAUCAACCUGUAUUCUCCCUCAACUCCUUCUUCUCCGUCAAACAACAGUUCCCACAGUCCUCGAUUCCUUUUACCUCGUAACACUCGGUUCAUACCGUUUCUUUUACAUCUUGAAUUGGAUUUGGCGUUCCUUAGAUAUAAAUGAUCGUUCUCCAGAUGCGAUAUCAAUUAUUGGUGGUGUGAUCCAAACGGCGUUUUAUAUUGACUUCGCUUGGGUUUAUUACACAAGACAAAGAGUUAAGUUAAGAAAUGGAGGAGUUGUUGAUGCGGAUGAUAUCAGUCGAGGCUGGUUGUUGAAUAGAGUGUUGGGCAAUAAACAUAUGGUGGGUACGGAUGAUGAUGAUGAAGGGGAUGAAGAAGCAAAUACUGUCGGUAGACAAGAGCCAAGCCGAAAUGCGACUAAGUGGGGAGCAAGAGGUAUUUCAGUUAGUGCAGAUGAAGGAGUUCUUGCAGGCGAAAGUCAAAGACAGGCAGGAUAUGAUGGACAAGAAAGUGGAGUUAUUGAUGCGGAUGUGGAUAAGGAUGCGAAAAUGAAGGAUCCGGAUGAGUUGGCGAGGAUUCUGGAUGAGGAUGAGGGGGAAGAAAGUGAGGAGGAUGGAACAUUACCUAUACCUGGAGAGAGUGGAAGUGGGGUUAGCAAUGGAUCGGAGUGGAGGGGAUAG